This is a messenger RNA of Meleagris gallopavo (turkey), 4332 nucleotides long. Lineage: Eukaryota; Metazoa; Chordata; Aves; Galliformes; Phasianidae. The record is from RefSeq and is a predicted model, not a curated record.
CCUUCUAGGCUGGAAGCAGAGAACCUGUUGCGUUCUUAGUUCUUGGGGCAAAGGUUUUCCUGCUGCUCGGUCCAUUUUGUCCAGGAGGGAGGGGGGAGCAAACGAUUGGAGAAAGCGAUCCUCCUCCUCCUCUUUGCUUCAUUAAAUUCUCAUCCACAGAGCUGACAGUGCUUGGCACGGCCGCACCGUGCUGCUGUGCGGGGCAAAGGAGUUGCACCGCUCCUGGGGAUCUCCUCCUGUCCGUGUGUGCAGCAGUGGGGUGGCACAGUGAGCACCUGCACAGCUGUGCUGCUGCGCUGCCGCCGACGCAGACUGCAUCCCGGCAGUAAGUGCUGCUGGUUGAGAUGUGCGUGUGCUGAGUGCUCCAGGUGUGUGGGGGGGGCAGCGCUGGGCUCUGUGUGAGCUGGGAGCGCGGCAGAGGAGUCCAGGUGUGGGAGGUGACAGCUGGGCCGCGUCACUUUGUGUCACCCCGCGUCACCCCAUGUCACCUCACACUGCCCAGGGCGCCCCGUGGCGCAGAACCCUGCGCGCCUCCUCCUGUCCUUCCCUGAGUGCCGCUUUUUGUCCCUAUUUCCAAGGGCGUUGCAGGGGCGAUUGGAUCGCUGUCUGUUCCUUCUUCCUGUUGCCAGCCUGUUUGGAUUCUUGCCUGCAGGCCGGUGGCGUUUGUGUACAUCUCUGCUUUGUGGAGAACUGGCAGGGAGGAAUGGGCUCCCAUACUGCGUGUGGCAGUGCGCUCUGCUGUGCUGUAUGGGCUGCAGGGUGGGUGUGCUCAGAAGGCUUCAGCUGUCAGUCUGGGGAAGGCUGGAAAUCAUGUGAGAACAGGAGGAGCAGAGGGAGAGUGCGUCUCGUGCCCGUGUGUAGGAAAUAAGAGCAUGAGGUGUUUGCUAAGUCAUCUUCUCGAGGCUGCACUUCCUGUGCUGGGACAGAGGGAGGAGGGAGGGGGGCUUUUCUCUAAUUCACAGCUGAGGAAGCCAAGGUAAAGGGCAGCCGCUCAGCAUUCCUGAGUGCGCGGCUAUGGGCAGAGGUGAACAGCUGUGUCCUUGCUCGGGGAGGUCACACGUAUGUGCAUUCAGCUCAGCCGCUCGCAUGGCAGUCAGUGCUGCUCCAGGACACGCUCCUUUCCCGGUGCUUUUGACGCACAGUUUGUGUCUUGCUGACCAGACCCCGUGCUCACAGGUAAAUCACAGCCAACCCACCAACUUAGGAGCCCUGAGCUGCAAACCGAGUUGCAAACCUGCAAACUCAGCUGUUGCUGCUGCUUCCUGUGUCCUCUUUCCCCAGAGUUGUCGCUUUGUCCCUUUCCUUCCUCCCCCUUAAACUCACAUGCCUCUCAGGCAGCUCUCUCUUACUGUCUCUCUGUUAUUGCAGGUCUUCUUGAGCUAAAAGGAUGAAAAUUGGCUAUUGGAAGGCCACUGUCACUCUGCUGAGCUUCAUCCCAACUUCUGCGUCCCAGCUGAUGUCUCUGGGUGCACAAGGCUAGCGGGAUGGUCGGCCACCGGCGCUGCCAUGUCGUCCCUGACGACCUCCAGUGAGGGAGAGAACCCCACUCCCCGGUUUGUGGUCGGUUCCCGGGAUGAUGAGACAGACUUCCUGGGAUCAAACACGAAGAUGGAUGAAACGGACUUCUUUGAAGAUGAUGAAGAGGAGGAGUCGCCGCCCGAACGGCAGAUUGUCGUUGGAAUCUGUGCCAUGACCAAAAAGUCCAAAUCAAAGCCCAUGACGCAGAUUCUGGAGCGUCUGUGCAAGUUUGAGUACAUCACAGUGGUGAUUAUGGGGGAGGACAUUAUUCUGAACGAACCGGUGGAGAAUUGGCCUCCUUGUGACUGCCUCAUCUCCUUCCACUCCAAAGGAUUCCCGCUGGAUAAAGCAGUUGCCUAUGCCAAGCUGUGCAAGCCGUUCUUGAUUAAUGACCUUGAUAUGCAAUAUUAUAUCCAGGACAGGCGUGAAGUGUAUCGGAUCCUUCAAGAAGAGGGAAUAGACCUGCCCCGCUAUGCUGUGCUCAAUCGAGACCCUGAUAGACCAGAAGAGUGCAACUUGGUGGAAGGAGAGGACCACGUGGAAGUAAACGGAGCUGUUUUCCCAAAGCCGUUCGUAGAGAAGCCCGUCAGUGCUGAGGACCAUAAUGUGUACAUUUACUACCCAACCUCAGCAGGUGGGGGCAGCCAGCGGCUCUUUCGGAAGAUCGGCAGCCGGAGCAGCGUGUACUCCCCAGAGAGCAGCGUGAGGAAGACGGGCUCGUACAUUUAUGAGGAGUUCAUGCCUACGGAUGGCACUGAUGUAAAGGUGUACACCGUGGGGCCCGACUACGCCCAUGCAGAGGCUCGCAAAUCCCCCGCGUUAGAUGGGAAGGUGGAACGGGACAGCGAAGGGAAGGAAAUCCGUUAUCCUGUCAUGCUUACUGCCAUGGAGAAGCUGGUCGCUCGCAAAGUCUGCGUCGCCUUUAAGCAAACUGUGUGUGGGUUUGACCUCCUGCGGGCAAAUGGCCACUCUUUUGUUUGUGAUGUGAACGGCUUCAGCUUUGUGAAGAACUCUAUGAAGUAUUACGACGACUGUGCCAAAAUCCUCGGAAACAUAAUCAUGCGGGAAUUGGCUCCUCAGUUUCAUAUUCCCUGGUCCAUCCCAACAGAGGCAGAAGAUAUUCCUAUCGUCCCCACGACUUCUGGCACCAUGAUGGAGCUUCGCUGCGUUAUUGCAGUCAUCCGGCAUGGAGAUCGUACCCCAAAGCAGAAGAUGAAGAUGGAAGUUAAGCAUCCCCGGUUCUUUGAAUUAUUUGAGAAAUAUGAUGGCUACAAGACAGGGAAGUUGAAGCUGAAGAAGCCAGAGCAGCUACAGGAAGUGCUGGACAUCGCACGGCAGCUUGUGGUGGAACUGGGAACCCACAGUGACUGCGAGAUCGAGGAGCGGAAAUCCAAACUGGAACAGCUGAAGAGUGUUUUGGAGAUGUAUGGACAUUUUUCUGGCAUUAACCGUAAGGUGCAGUUGACAUAUCUGCCUCAUGGACAUCCAAAAGCUGCAAGUGAAGAUGAAGAAGCUCGCAGAGAGCCUUCCCCAUCUCUUCUCCUGGUGCUGAAGUGGGGUGGAGAGCUGACACCAGCAGGAAGAGUCCAGGCAGAAGAGCUGGGGCGAGCCUUUCGCUGCAUGUACCCUGGUGGCCAAGGUGACUAUGCUGGUUUCCCUGGAUGCGGCCUGCUCAGACUGCACAGCACAUACCGCCAUGAUCUCAAGAUCUACGCCUCAGAUGAGGGACGAGUUCAGAUGACAGCAGCGGCUUUUGCAAAGGGUCUGCUGGCCCUGGAAGGAGAGCUGACCCCCAUCCUGGUGCAGAUGGUGAAAAGUGCCAAUAUGAACGGUCUCCUGGACAGUGACAGUGAUUCUCUAAGCAGCUGUCAACACAGAGUGAAAGCACGACUGCAUGAAAUCAUGCAGAAGGAUGCUGAGUUCUGUGAAGAGGAUUAUGAAAAGCUAGCACCUACAGGUAGUGCUUCUCUGCUCAACUCCAUGACCUUCAUCCAGAACCCUGUGGAGAUCUGUAACCAGGUGUUCACCCUGAUUGAGAACCUCACCUCCCAGAUACGAAAACGAUUGGAAGACCCAAAAUCUGCGGACCUGCAGCUCUACCACAGUGAGACUUUAGAACUGAUGCUGCAACGCUGGAGUAAGCUGGAGAGAGAUUUUCGCAUGAAAAACGGGCGUUAUGACAUCAGCAAGAUCCCUGAUAUUUACGACUGCAUCAAGUAUGAUGUGCAGCACAACUGUGCUCUGAAGCUGGAAGGCACAGCCGAGCUCUUCCGACUCUCCAAAGCCCUGGCAGAUGUGAUCAUACCACAGGAAUAUGGAAUUAAUAAGGAGGAGAAACUGGAGAUUGCUAUUGGCUUUUGUCUUCCUCUGAUUAAAAAAAUCCAGUUGGACCUACAGAGAACCCAUGAAGAUGAGUCUGUCAACAAACUACAUCCCCUGUACUCGAGAGGAGUGUUGUCACCGGGCCGCCACGUUCGGACACGGCUCUACUUCACCAGUGAGAGCCACGUGCACUCUCUGCUCAGCAUCUUCCGCUAUGGGGGGCUCCUGGAUGAGAACAAAGACCAGCAGUGGAAGAGAGCCAUGGACUAUUUGAGUGCUAUCUCAGAGCUGAACUACAUGACCCAGAUUGUUAUCAUGCUCUACGAGGACAACAACAAGGACCCGUCCUCAGAAGAGCGCUUCCACGUGGAGCUGCAUUUCAGCCCUGGUGUGAAGGGUUGUGAGGAGGACAGAAACGUUCCCACGGGGUUUGGCUUUCGGCCUGCCUCAGCAGAGGUGAGAGCGCUGCGCUGGGCGCGGGGCAGAGGGCUG